ACAUUCCAAAACAAAAUGUCACUUCUUUGACUCACGUUCGCCAUCUUGUUACGAUUAAGAGCAUUUUAUCUUAAAAUAUCCUGGUUGUUAAAAUACUCGGUCGUUCUGUAAGUGUGAACGAAUUAAAGGGCAAUCAAAUAUAUGUUUCGUGAUAUAUAUUUUUCUAGUAGUCUGACGAACAAGUGAUAUUUCUAAAUUUCGUUGUUUGUUUUGAUCAGUCAACGGUAAUUUCGAGCAAUGGCGUGUGCAACUUUGAAGAGAUCUUUGGAUUUGGACUGGGAGCCUGUCUCUGCUAAACGAAGGAGAUGUGCUCAAUUUUGUACUAGUCCUACACAUACGAAUACCCCAUGUAGUUCAAAUUCUGCAGUCGCUUCAACGCCGAAGCAGGUUUCCGUCUUUCCCGAUGUCAUGGGUAGGAAACUUACGCCAGAAUAUAUGGCUGAAAGUAUCAAGGCUGAACUCAGAAAGAUCCAAAGACGCAGGGAAAUGAAAUACGGAAAUAUGGAAAAUUUGGAUUGCAGUUCAGGUGGAGAAUCACCCUCUCGCUCUGAUUUACCUCUAUUCACAUUCAAGCAGGUUGGUAUGAUUUGUGAGCACAUGCUUCGAGAAAGAGAAUCCGAAAUCAGACAGGAAUAUGAUAAUAUCCUAGCUGGCAAGCUUGCAGAACAAUAUGAUGCCUUUGUUAGGUUCACUUAUGAUCAGAUUCACAGGAGUUAUGACUCUGCCCCAAGUUAUUUAUCGUAAAACUGACAUGUCGCCGCAGCGAAUGUUUUGUUCAUAAUUAUCAUCUAGCUAUUGAUAACUAUUUAAGGACCGUUUAUUACAGUUAUAUAAGAAGUCGUACAUCAGUGUGAGAUGCCUUAGAUCAUAAUCAUAUUUGCUCUUACGCACUACUCGAUUUGUAUAUAUAUAUAGUACAUAAUAUAUGAUUAAUAUUAUAUAUAAUCUAACUGUCACAUCAUAUAUUUUUAUGAUAUCAUAUUGUUUUUGUCAGAAUCGAUACACAAAACUAUAAAUGUUGUCAUUUUUCAAUUUAUGUACAUAUGUUUUAAUAUGCCCUAACAACUUACUUUUUCAAUUAAGCCUAUUUUAUUAUGAUUAUUUUCAUCAUUUAUAUCAAAGGCUCUGGGAAGUAAGUGCUGAUACUACCUUAUAUUAUUCUCUAGAAUUUUGAUAUUCCAUUUGACUUUUAAUAUUAUUUAAACAAAAUAGAACCCUGACUUGAAAUAUAUGUAGAUAAGACGGUCUGCCAUUGAAGUGUAUUCGAUUCUAGUUCAUUUAGAGUUACUGAUGAUUUUCAAUAGUCCUCUUACAUAUUUCCCUUUUUUUUUAUUUAUAAGUGUUUUUGUUAAUGUCAACUGAAAAUGUUUAGUAAAUUUCAUCAAAUAUAUUUUUGCUGGACUAUAGACUGAAAAAACCCGAAUGAGGUUGACUUGUUCAAUUUCAUGGAGAAAAUUUUUAAUGUUAAGAUUUAAAAAUUACUGAUGAAAUUUACUAUCAUUUUUUAUGUGGCUGUAGUUUCAUAUAGAAGGAUUUGAAAUGAAAUAUUAGAAGGAACAUAAUUUUUGUCCCCUGAAUACUCUCAGGAUGAAUUUUUCUACAAAUAAUAUAUGAAUUUCAUAUUACUAAGCGUUAAGUUAAGGAACAAUUUUGAAUGUAAGUUUGGUGGAGAAGAUAUUAGGAAUUUAAAAAAUAUGUAGUAAGCUUGAUUUCAGAUUGAAUAUCAUGAAUCAGAUGAGAACGUUUCAAUCUUCAUUAGAAGAUAUUUCACUUACCAUUAUUUUUGAAGAUUUUAAUGGUUAUGCCCUUUCUGCUGGGAGUUCUUUUUUUUUUUGUUUCGAUAAUUUGUAACGUAGUAGUUCCAGAUUAUAAUUUCCAAUAAAAAACAUAAACUGUUA
Molecule: messenger RNA, 1898 nt
Organism: Harmonia axyridis
Lineage: Eukaryota; Metazoa; Arthropoda; Insecta; Coleoptera; Coccinellidae
Product: akirin
Exons: 4
Coding region: 238-744 (168 amino acids)
Biological process (GO): positive regulation of innate immune response; positive regulation of transcription by RNA polymerase II
Cellular component (GO): nucleus; chromatin
Molecular function (GO): transcription coregulator activity
Source: RefSeq, a predicted model, not a curated record